AAUGACAUGUUUGAAUUAGAGCUCAGUUGAAGGUGAACUCACCACAGACAUGUUUUUGUUUGUUUUUGGUCUACAGUGUGUAUGAGGCCGAGGCAGCAGAGUCAAGAUGGCCGACAAUCCCUCAGAACCACCCGGGCAUACAGGAGGCUAGGCUGUCGAGCAAAAUCAAGCAGCCCUCUGUGUUCAGAUGAUGACUGGGAUUUUAAGUGCCCCUCUGGCUGCAGACUCCAGGGUUUGAUCUUGCAGAUGGAGAAUGAGGUGGAGAAAAAACUGAGAAAGGUGUGUAAGACUGCAAAGAUGUAUGAAGACGCAGCUGAGAAGUCCAUGAUGACGAUGACAAACAUCUACAACUACAACCGGAGAGUCCUAGUCAACAGACACACGUCGGAUCUGAAGAUUGUGGAUCAUGCCGAAGGAUUGGCCAGAAACCUCACGUCACUACGGAAACGAUCAGCCAGCCUGUCGCUGCAACUCAAGGAGCUUCACGGCGACGUUCAGGAGCAGAUCAAGGAAUUGUACCGAAGCGAGGUGGACAUUGACAUGAAGCUGCGAGCCUGCCAUGGCUCCUGCCGGUCGGCUCUACCGUUCAGCGUCGAUCAUCCCAGCUAUCAAACGCUCCAAACUCACAUGGACCAGAUGGACAAGACUAUGAACCAGAAAAUGAAGUCUGCUACGCCCCCUGAAGUCAUCCCACAUAUCAAGCUGCAGCCUGUAGACGUUGGCAUGGCACCGUCUCCAGAAUAUAAGACCAUCCCGACGGUUAAGAGAGAACUGCUGACGGAGUUUGAGGACCUCGGACAGAAUCAGGUUGUUCUGGAGGAACUACUGGAAGAAUCAUCUGAUUUUGAGUAUCUUGAUCUUGCAGAGCUGGACUUGGAAUAGUUUGACUGAGGAGGGUUUGACAGUUAAAGGAAGGAAGCAACAUGUUUCUGCAGGAUUUUUAAUGUCAACAGUA
Thunnus maccoyii (southern bluefin tuna) is the source of this 955-nucleotide messenger RNA. Its product is annotated as fibrinogen alpha chain. Gene Ontology annotation, biological process: protein polymerization; platelet activation; blood coagulation. Bases 82 to 882 code for a protein of 266 amino acids. Gene Ontology annotation, molecular function: signaling receptor binding. The record is from RefSeq and is a predicted model, not a curated record. Lineage: Eukaryota; Metazoa; Chordata; Actinopteri; Scombriformes; Scombridae. The transcript is spliced from 4 exons. Gene Ontology annotation, cellular component: fibrinogen complex.